Molecule: messenger RNA, 2036 nt
Organism: Bicyclus anynana (squinting bush brown)
Lineage: Eukaryota; Metazoa; Arthropoda; Insecta; Lepidoptera; Nymphalidae
Product: UDP-glucosyltransferase 2-like
Exons: 4
Coding region: 1-1560 (519 amino acids)
Molecular function (GO): UDP-glycosyltransferase activity
Source: RefSeq, a predicted model, not a curated record
AUGGCUAUUACCAGGUGUAUAUUAUUUUACGUAAUAGUGUUUAUAAUAACGGGAAUCGAUAGUGCCAGGAUACUAGCUUACUUUCCGACUCCAUCGAUAAGCCACCAGAUUGUGUUUCGCCAACUCACACAUGCAUUGGUAGCACGUGGCCACGAAGUGACCGUAGUGACACCCGACCCAUUCUUUCCGAAGGGAAAGUCUCCUGCCAAUUUGACAGAAAUCGACGUCCACGAUGUCUCAUAUGAAAUAUGGGAAGACCUGCUCCAACUACACAGAGGAAACAAACAAGAUAUUCUGUUACAAGUGAGAUCACUUUUCGAAAAAUUUUCUACCAUUUUAGAUGCGCAACUGCAAACGCCAGAAGUGAGAGCAAUAUUCAAAAAGGAUAGAAAACAUUACGACUUGUUGAUACUAGAGGCAUGCAAUCGGGCAGUUUUGGGAUUUUCCCAUAUAUUCGAUGGUCCAGUUAUAACUAUCAGCUCUUUUGGAGCAGUUCCGAUGCAGUAUGGUAUAAUGGGUGCUCCUGUACAUCCAUUAUUAUACCCCACAGCUGGGAGACAGAGACUAUAUAACCUUUCUUUUGUCGAAAGAGCAGUUGAACUUAUCGGUUACUAUGUAUUUGACUUUUUAAUUUUGGAUACUGACCAUUAUGAUUAUAAAAUAAUGCAGAAAAACUUUGGUAACAAUGUACCAACGUACUUUGAAUUGUCAAACAAUAUUCAACUGAUGUUUUUGAAUGAACAUCCAUUCUGGGCUGAUAACCACCCUGUACCUCCAAGCGUUGUUUACAUUGGCGGCAUACAUGAAAUAAAAGAAAAGGGACUACCUACGGACAUCAAAAAAUUUUUAGACUCUUCCAAGCAUGGUGUAAUUUAUGUAAGUUUUGGUACCAAUGUCCUACCGUCAUUGCUUCCUCCAGAAAAAAUUAAAAUUAUGGCAAAAGUUUUAUCUAAUCUACCUUAUGACGUCCUGUGGAAAUAUGACAAGGAUGUUUUGCCUGGAUCGUCAAAAAACAUAAAAAUAUCAAAGUGGUUUCCUCAACCAGAUAUAUUAAAACAUCCAAAAGUCAAGUUAUUCAUAACUCAAGGAGGUUUACAAUCAACUGAUGAAGCUAUAGAUGCUGCAGUGCCCGUAAUCGGUAUACCAAUGCUGGUAGACCAAUGGUACAAUGUUGAGAAAUACGUAUAUCAUAAUAUUGGAUUACAAUUGGAUAUAACGACUUUGACCGAAACAGAAUUCAAACAAUCCGUCGAAACAGUAAUAAAUGAUAAAAGCUUCAAACGUAACAUAACAAGACUUAGGACAAUUUUGAGAGAGUAUCCCAUCAAACCCCUUGAUCUGGCGGUGUGGUGGACAGAACAUAUUAUUAACCAUGGCGGAAAUCAUCUUAGGGCACCUGCAGCUAACAUGUCGACGUUGGAAUACUACGAAGUAAAACUAGUCCUUAUCAUAGUAACUAUUUUUAUGUCUAUCAUUAUUUUACUAGGUUGGCUUAUUAAAUCUAGCUUUAAAUUGAUGUAUUACUUAUAUAAAUCAAACAUUAAAAUAAAGAUGCAUUAACUGAUAACUUCAUAAUAUUAUAAUGUAAAUAAAUUAUAUAACUAGUAACAAUUAGUUAAAAUAAAGUUUUUGGAAAAUCUCCGAAAGUCGUGAGAUUAACUAGAAUAGCUAUUUUUAUGCCAAAAAUUCCUUUCAUAUAUUAUCAGAAAAGUUUCAAUGUUGUUAUAAUAUGUGAUCUGGAUCAAAGAAAAUUAGUUAGAUUAGAUACUUACUAGCUUUCAAAAUUAAAACACCGCAUCGACAUCGGUCAAUCCGUUCAAAAGUUUCGAUGUCACAAAUAGACACACACACAUGCAGACAGACAUUUUUGGUGCGUCAUAAAUGCUUUACAUCAUUUUGGAAAAGAGCUGAUACUGUUACACUGCCGGGCCGAUGUUGACUAUACAUAACUAAGAACCACCGCAAGAAAACUUGGAUUUUCGCAAAAAGUUUGAGUGCUACGAUAUCACAGACGGACAUACACCGACAGAUAUCGA